Messenger RNA from Stegodyphus dumicola, 718 nucleotides. Its product is annotated as cytochrome P450 4V2-like. The record is from RefSeq and is a predicted model, not a curated record. Lineage: Eukaryota; Metazoa; Arthropoda; Arachnida; Araneae; Eresidae. Gene Ontology annotation, molecular function: heme binding; oxidoreductase activity, acting on paired donors, with incorporation or reduction of molecular oxygen; monooxygenase activity.
UACACAUCCUUGUGAGUUUUGCCACAUUGUUGAAAAUAAGAUGUGGUCUGCUUUAUUCAGAAUGAUGGAUAUAAAGUCAUUUGACGUUGGAAUUAUUUUGCGUCCUUUUUUAAUUGCGACGUUAUUUUGUGUAAUUACGGUAUGGAUAAAAUACACUAUACGAAGGCGAAAAUAUAAUGCAUUAUUACCAGGCAGGAAAGUGAGACUGAUUAGCUUUUGUGCUAAUUUAACAGACGUGCGUUAUAAUGAAAUUUCGAGGAAUGGAUAUUCUCUUAAUGUUUUUAUUCUUCAGAUCCUGAGUGCCUAUUCUGAAUUAUUCAGAAACAAAAAACUGUUCUGCUUCUGGAUAUUGUAUUCCCCUUUUGUUAUAUGUGUGAAAGCUGAUGCAGUUGAAGAUUUAAUAUCCGGCACAAAAAUGAUGAAGAAAGGUUGGUUUUACAACUGGCUUCAUCCUUGGUUGGGAACUGGUCUUUUAACCAGAGACUACACUAGGCGUUACCUUCGGAGCUCAACAAAAUAGUGAAUCCCAGUAUGUGAAGUCCGUCUUAAGAGCAUCAGAAAUCACCAUGGAAAGGAUGGUGAAUCCGCAUCACUGGGCUGAAUGGAUGUUUAGAUUUACACAAAAUGGAAAACAGCUGAAAAGCGAUUUAAAGCUCUUACACAGUUUCACAAGAAGAGUGAGAUUAUUAGUAUAUCUUCUUAAAUAUUGUCAUUUAAA